CAGCAUUAAUAAUACAUAUGAAACAUAUAACUCACACAAAGUUCGAAGUUUAGAUAUAGCUAGGUGCGUGUGUAGAACGUAUAUAUGAGAUUGUACAUAGGGAUAUGAUCAGCCAAUGCAAUUUUACAGAUGCACAUGGAAAUGCGUGGGCAGCCAUGAAUGACAUUAAAUGCGUUACAACAACCGCGCUCACCUAUAUUCAUUUAAAGUUCAAUUAUUAUUAUUUUAUGUCUUCUAUUCAUGAAACGGCAAACACCAAAGAAAACACAAGAGAAAGAGAAAGAAAGAAAGAAAAGAAAGAUGAACAUGAUGAGAGGAAAAGAGACUAUUACUCCUGGAGAUGAAAGUAGGUCUCCGAAUCCAAUAUUCCCAAGAUCUCAAUCAGGAGGAGAUGAUUAUCAUCAGAGUCAAGAAGAAGCCGCCUUGAAUAGUAGCAACGGAGGCAUGCGCACUGCUGAGACCUUGCUCCGCCUCCUCCCCAUUGCUCCAUGCAUUGCUGCCCUUGUCGUCAUGCUUCACAACUCUCAGACCAAUGAUUUUGGAUCUGUUUCUUACUCCCACCUCGGAGCUUUCAGGUACUUAGUGCAUGUGAAUGGGAUUUGUGCUGGCUAUUCCCUGCUAUCGGCAGUGAUCGCUGCAAUGCCACGUCGACCACCGAAGAUGUCUCAAGCGUGGACUUUCUUCUUCUUUGAUCAAGUGAUGACGUACAUGGUACUGGCGGCCGGGGCAGCCUCGACGGAGGUUCUAUACCUGGCUUUCAAUGGGAACGUGGCCAUCACAUGGAGCUCAGCUUGCUCCUCCUUCGGUCGAUUCUGCCACAAAGCCACCGCUUCUGUGGCCAUAAGUUUCGUGGUCGUUGCUUGUUAUGCUUUGCUUUCCCUCAUUUCCUCUUACAAGCUCUUCACCAACUACCAACCUCCUACCACCGUCAAUCCCAACAAACCCUCUAUUCAAGUCGCCACUUUCAACACCGGAACCUGAGUAUCAUCAUCGUUUUAUUAUCUAUCAAAAUAUGAUGAUCUCAUGUAUUAUCACAAAUACUUAUCUUAGCUAUCAUAUGGAGUUGCUCACCCUAUAUAGGUAUACGUACUCAAACCCUUGUUUAAAUAUAAUAAAAAAGUGUAUGCAAUUAAGUAUUGUUGUAAAACAACCUUUCUUUCUACUUCGUCUUGUUAUAUAUCAAAUAAAAUAAUGGUUAUAGCCUA
Messenger RNA from Cannabis sativa, 1205 nucleotides. Its product is annotated as CASP-like protein 2A1. The transcript is spliced from 2 exons. Bases 241 to 981 code for a protein of 246 amino acids. The record is from RefSeq and is a predicted model, not a curated record. NCBI's taxonomy places the organism in Eukaryota, Viridiplantae, Streptophyta, Magnoliopsida, Rosales, Cannabaceae.